Messenger RNA from Plectropomus leopardus (leopard coralgrouper), 392 nucleotides. Its product is annotated as potassium voltage-gated channel subfamily E member 2-like. Lineage: Eukaryota; Metazoa; Chordata; Actinopteri; Perciformes; Serranidae. The record is from RefSeq and is a predicted model, not a curated record. Gene Ontology annotation, cellular component: membrane; voltage-gated potassium channel complex. Gene Ontology annotation, biological process: potassium ion export across plasma membrane; negative regulation of delayed rectifier potassium channel activity; regulation of ventricular cardiac muscle cell membrane repolarization. Gene Ontology annotation, molecular function: transmembrane transporter binding; voltage-gated potassium channel activity involved in ventricular cardiac muscle cell action potential repolarization; potassium channel regulator activity.
CGUUUUUCCGUUUUCACGCCAAGAAAAUCAAUGUCAUGAUGCAGCCUUUGAAAACCUGGCAGAAGAUGAGUGCAGUUGAUUGGUCCAAUCUGACCCUUCACCUGGAGGGUUCCCUGACCAAUGCAUUGAGUCAUUACCUAGACAACUGGAGGCGUAAUGUGACAGCUGCAGCCAACGCUUUGGACAAGACUCUGGCCGAGGAGAACUUCAGGAACGUCAUCUGUUAUCUGGCGGUGAUGAUUGGCAUGUUUGCCUUCAUUAUUGUGGCCAUCCUGGUGAGCACAGUGAAAUCCAAGAGGAGAGAGCACUCCAAUGACCCCUACCACCAAUACAUCAAAGAGGAAUGGACUGCUCAGCAGGGUGAUGUUGUCGCCAACUUUGCAGCUAGAUAA